AUGAUAUCAGAGGUACAGAAAGUGUCAUUGGAGUUGGAAAAGAAAUUAGAAGAUUCAGUACAAAAGUGUCAAGCGAUUUCUUCUGAACUGAAGGAAGAGAAGAUCUCAGUCAGCACUGAGGAGUACUCAUUGAUGAAGUUAGCUGUUUCAUCAAUGGAAACUGAAUUAGCAGAUCUAAAAGCUGAAAGAACAACUUUAGUUCAGACUAUGUCAGAAUUAGAAAAUGCUAGAAUCUGCCUUUCUUCUCGCCUUGAUGAGGAGAGAGACAUGUCAAAGAAAGACUUAUCGAUUUUAAUGUCAUCAGUUGUAGAGCUAAAAAAUGAUAUUGAAUAUUUUCAAGUGGAAAAAAAUCAUUUAAAUGAAACCAUCAAUGAGUUAAAGAUGAAAAACACUGGGUUAGAAGAAGAUAGAAAAGCCUUGUCUUGCCAGCUGGAAGAAAAGGCAGAGAGACAUGUAGCAGAAUUAUUGGAAGAAAAAGUCAAGACUAAAUGAUAUUAUUGCUGUUUUGCAGACAGAGUCUUUAGCAUUGAAAAACCAAUUAACUAAUUCUGUUCAAGAAUGUCAAGUUCUUUCAACACAACUGAAUGAAAAAAAUGUGAAAUAUUUAGAAAUGAAGUCAACCAUCUCAA
Biomphalaria glabrata is the source of this 629-nucleotide messenger RNA. RefSeq lists its product as uncharacterized. NCBI's taxonomy places the organism in Eukaryota, Metazoa, Mollusca, Gastropoda, Planorbidae. The record is from RefSeq and is a predicted model, not a curated record. The transcript has a single exon. The coding region runs from base 1 to 492 and encodes 163 amino acids.